Messenger RNA from Aplosporella prunicola CBS 121167, 606 nucleotides. RefSeq lists its product as uncharacterized. The record is from RefSeq and is a predicted model, not a curated record. Bases 1 to 606 code for a protein of 201 amino acids. NCBI's taxonomy places the organism in Eukaryota, Fungi, Ascomycota, Dothideomycetes, Botryosphaeriales, Aplosporellaceae. The transcript has a single exon.
AUGCAGCUCACCAACCUCGUCACCGUGGCGCUCGCCAGCCUCGCCACGGCGCUGCCGAACCCGCGCGUCGGCGUGCCCGCCAGCACAAACGCGACGCAGCUGUCGACGCUGCCCGUGCAGCCACUGAACGUGACGUCGCCGGCCGCACCCGUGCCCGCGACGCCCGAGCUCGCCGCCCGCAACACCAACACGACGCACAUCAAGCGGGGAGCGUUCGCGCCCUUCCAGCUCGCCAACGCCACGCACGGCGUCUUCGAGCGCGGCAGCCAGAUCGUCGAUGGCGCGGCCGCCCCCUCGGCCGGCUCCCCCGUCCGCCGCUCCGUCGCCCUGCCUACGGGCUUUGUUGCCCGUAGGGCCGCGCGCGCCGCCGCCGCGUUCGACGACCUCUUCAUGACCAAGCGCGGCGCGAACGUGUCGUCGGAGGCGCUGCUCGCGCGCGUCAGACGCAACACCCACACCCUCGCUAACGCCAACUUGACGGCGCCCGUCGCGCCUGUCUCGCCCCCGCCUUACAAGCGCUCGAAUGCCACGGAGCUGCCGUCCGUGGUUGUGAAGCGCAGCGGCAGCGGCAGCGGCAGCAACAGCACCGCUACGUUCCACGCAUGA